AUGGGUAAUAAAGAACAAACAAAAUGGAGUGAGUCGUAUUCAAUGAAAUACAGCCAUGCUGAAACUUUGGUCAAUAGCAAUAGUUCAACUCAGGUAUCUGUAACAGUAGUCUGUAAAACUCAAUUAUUAUAAUGAAGAAAAUUUAAGAGGACUCAGAAUUUAAUGCGGAGUUGUUGCAUCCACAUGAUUUGCAUAUAAACCUUUCAUUCCAUGACUGUUUCAGUUAAAAUAAUAAAUAAUUGCUCAAAAACAUGCAGAUUCGAUUAAGAUCAUUGCUUUUCACAAGCUAACAUUGGAAUGAAAAGUAAAGAUAUUUGAAAAUUUGCUAGCUGCAUAAAGGACGCAGUCGCAUGCAAAUUAAAAUAAAAUUUAUAAUUUGGUUUGUUUUCCGUUGCCCAGCGUUGUGCAACGUUUAAAGGGGAAGUCAAGUCCGUUCUGCGCAUCGGUUCUGCGCAUAACAAUGUGAGGACCUCUAAUGUGAAAAUUGCCCAAAUUUCGAAUGUUUCGAAUUUUUCUGAACAUAAACUUUAUUUCAUAUUCAUUUAGAAGCAUAGCGAAUCAAAAUGCUGUUAGAUAUUCCGACAGUACAUCAUAGUUUAAAAAAUACAGCAGUUCAAAAUGUAAACAAACCGUUUGUUUACAUUAUGGACUUGACUUCCCCUUUAAUACACGCAUGUAAAUCGUGUUUUUUUAGAUUACAGGAAACAAGAACGGGUAUCAGGGAUCCAUUACGCAGCUUGGUAGAGUUUAUAAUGCGAGAUAUAUAAAGAUCCAAUCCACUGGAACUAAAAACAAGGACUUUUGUCUUAGAUUGGAACUGUGCGGAGAAGGUAGUUUACUAUUGUUAAUUGUUUUCAAAGUGACUUCCUAGCUAGAAACUUUCUAUGACAAGAGGGAAAAUUCCCAUUUUUACUUAAUAUUUUGACUAGUCUUGUUUGUUUGCGGCAAAUGUAGGCGAGCAUUGAGAUUUGGAUUCGAUUUUCGGAUGCCUUGUAAAAAUGGGUCAGUUUUUUGGGACUAUGCCGGGAACUAAUAAAUCUGAGAGUUAAUAUAUACUCGCGUCAUAACCAAGCUACUGUAGCAUGUUUAAACCGUGCUAAAUUUGCGGUGUUUCUUUAUUUAGUCCAAACGCCGGCUCCUGUAUACAAUAUUAAAGUUAUGUCAUAUAACUAUUCGGCACGUGUGACGUGGAAAAUACCUGCACCUAAAGACUCCAGUUAUAUAAUGAAGAUCAUUGUAUAUCUCAACGGUGCAGAAUACCAGAAUAUAUCUCGAGGAACUCAAAUCGAUAUCAAAGGACUUAAACUGUACACGGAGUAUACUGUUGGAAUUGUGACUGAAGAUGGUUCUUCACAGAGAAGCAAUAAAGUUUCUAAACAUUUCGGUGAGACCAAUGAAGCAGGUAAAUAUAAGAGAAAAAUUCGUUAUUGUCGAUUUCAAGCCACUUUUCGAACUUACUAGUUCGAAAAUUGGGCGUGAACUUCGCAACGAAGUUCGCAAGUGUAUUUCAAUGUUUGAACUUCGUUUUGUGAACAAUGUUCAUAUCUCAAUAAUAAUAAUCAAUUCAAUUAAAUACAAACCUUUUUGACAGACCACUGGACAAAGAAAUUUCCAUUGAAUUAAUUAUUGUUAAUUUGUUACACUAGAAGUUCAAACAUUGAAAAGAACUUGCGAACUUCGUUGCGAAGUUCACGCCCAAUUUUCGAACUUGGAAAUUUAUUUGGCAUGUUCGCAACAAAGUUGGAAAUGCGCAUUGAAAAGUGAUCUGAAAUCGAUAAUUAACUUGGAUGUACCGUGAAUCGUCUAUUCAUAAGCGCCCAUCUCGAAUAAGGCGCCCCUCUACUAAGCCCCAAAAAACACACAUAUAUAGUUGAUGUAAUGUUUAAACACCAACGUUACUUCUACUUAUUUGGUAAAACUUUCGAUCUCCCAUGCGUGGAUCUUUGAUCAAAUUUACAAUUCAUGAACCUUUUAGAAAGUUUUCAACUACCCGUUAUUCACAGUUUUACGCUGUAUAAUUCAAGGAGAUGACUUGAAUCAAGUGGAUGCAAAAGUCCAUGUUAUUCUGUCAUCAAACACGAGUUGAUUUAUCUCCUUGAAAUGUACAGUAUAAGCAAGCUGCAUGGGAACAAGCAGUGCGAUAACAACAUCACAGACAUCAGAUUAACUUGCAGAAUUGAAUCGACUUUGGUAGCAAGGCUAGUAGUAUAGCCUGUAACAGCUUGUCCGCAUGCAAGCCGGGAACACACAAUAAGAACACAACUUCAUGAGCUUGGUAGAAAUAUGCUACAGGCAAAGCAUAUAAUAAGAACGAUUGAUAUGUCAUAUGUGUAUUCGAGGCCAGUGCAUGUGUAAAUACUGCAUGCAUAUAAUCGUUCAAUUUAAUGAAAGACGCAUAGAUUUAUUAACAUACCCAAGUUCCAUGUAAAACAUAAAUUCCUCCUUAGCCAUAUUUUGAGUGGUAAUUUUAAUAGCAUCUGCUAUCAAUAUGGUACCGCCCAUCAGCGUCCAUAUUAUGUCUCGGUAAAUGUGUAAAUAGUGUAUACGUUGGCAACACUUAUCUUACGAAUCUCUUUACAAGAAGCACCAAGUGAAAGAGACACUUUCCGCUAGAAUCGAGAGUCCGCAUUUGUACUUGUUUGAAACGUUUCUAAUACAUCUUGAUAGUGGAAGGUGAUGAUGGCGGAAUGAUUGGUAUUGUUGUGGGUUCCUCCGUUGCUGUCGUUUUCAUCAUCAUUGGCGUGGUUCUCGCUGUUAUCUUUUUCAGAAGAAGGUAGUGUGAAACCUGUUCUUCAUUCCAAACAUAUCCUAACAGUAAAGUAUUUCUUUGUUUUGGAAGCAAUAGACCAGAUUAAUGACACUGACGCAGAAGAAAACGUCAUGCACGGUACUUCUUGUACGUUUGAAGUUGAAAACAAGCUUAACAUACAAAACAUGUGUCGAUCGCUUUCGGGUUUGAGUUGCAGUUCCAGCAGAAAUAACAUUUGCAUCUCUUGUCAAAUGGACUGAGAAUCUCACUUGAGUCCAUUUGGCAUGCUACAGUAUAAUUCGCUAUGUGUAUGUUUUUUUCCCAAACUGGUUUGGCAUGUCUUUACAACCAGCCAAUCGCAUGUGAGAUUUAGAUUCUGAACCUCUACUGAAGUAUGGAAGUGAGAUUAGCAAUUGAUUUGAUCAAACGCUCUUCCGCCUUCGCGUUUCUUUUGAGAGUCUCUGAAACAGGACGGUUGCUAUUUUCUACACCAAGAAUAUAUUGUGAUAACGUCAUCUCUUGAGUACAUACAGUAUAAUGAGCAGACAUAUUGCAAAGCAACACUUCUGGACGUUUCGAACGAAUGCUCUUCAUCACAAGUAUUAGUAGGUCUACAUAUAUCAUGCUAACUCGUCCAAGAAAAUAUCUUUGUUGAAAACGUCGAGAGGUGUUGUAUUUUGUACAGAGUUUUGCAACUGACGCUUUUCUUUCCUCAUGAGAACGCACAGACGGUACAAAGCCACAGAAACUGACCUGGAGGAAGACUGUGAUGAGAAUCUCGAGAUGAAAGAAAUUGAAGACAGCGCCAACCAAGAAGGCAUUUACUUGAACGAAACUGGUAUGUUGUUCAAAGAAGGUCGGAGUUGAUUGCCUAGUGACAUUUGACCAUAUUUUAAUUUAAUUGAAACUGACUUAGAGCUGACGAGCAUAACUGCUAUUAAACUUACAAACGGUGUUUAGUUGUGUUUGACCCGGUCCGCAUACCUCCACUUGACAUUCUUCAGAUCAUUGGCGGACAGAUCGCAAAAUAUAUGGGCUGCGAUGCAACUAUCUCAAAAAUUUGAAAUUUCAAUUUUCAGUCGACGACGAGGAGAAAGCACCUCCACCUAUCCCAGUUACAGAAUUUUCACAUUAUGUAAACGACCUGAAAGCAAAUGAAAAUUACAAAUUCACGAAACAAUAUGAUGUAAGUAUUAGACACUCAUUGGAAAUCAAUUAAUGACCAAAGAUGAUCCUAAAAUUAUGGUAUAAAAAAUACGAAUCGCCAGGCUUUAAAUAGAGACGACAGUAUGAAUUUGGUAAGUAGGGAGAGUGGGAGGGGUGGGGAUGGGUGGGGGUAGUGGUAAUCACCCUUAUUUGCAGCUGAAUUGCGAAGGGCAUGUCUCAACCUGAUCGAGUUGAAGGCUUUCUAAGGGAAGCUCUGACUGCAGCUAUUUUUUGUGACAUGUCUAUCAUCUAUAAAGAGUCGCAUUACAACUUUAGUUUGGUUAUGCAUGCCAUUUCUUUUUGGACAUUGAGUUAUCAGAGAAGCGAGAAAAAUUAUGUUUGAGACUAUUCCUGGUUGCCCUGAACUAAGAAAUUUCAAAUGAGCCAUUGUGUAUUUAUGUUUAUAUUGUUACUUCUCUGUUUAGGACUUACCGAAAAAUAUGAAAACGUCUUGGGAAGCGGCUAAGAAACCUUUUAAUCAGCAGAAAAACAGAUAUGGAAAUAUCGUAACAUGUACAAUACAAAACGAUUUUACAUACUUUUCACUAUUGCACACUGCAGUAUCUUAAAUGAGAUUGUUUUUAAUAACUUUAGAUGAUUAUUGUCGCGUUGUUCUCUCAGGAGAUGAAAAUGACGAUUACAUCAACGCUAGCUACAUAGACGUGAGUUCUUGGUUAAUUAAUUUUUCUCAACCUGUGUUUCGUUAGCGGCUUUCUAACAACUCUAUCAGGCUAAUCUUAAUCCAUUACGUAAUGAUGACUUGAAAUAAAAUCUUGAGUCGGUUUUGGUAGAACUGUGUCAGUUUUAUUUAAGGUGUACUCCAUAGAGGUCCAUUAGAGGCAUACUUACCUCAAGUCGAGUUGGGUUCCCUUACCCUACCUCACCUCACCUCAAGUCGAGUUGGAGGAUGUCAAGUCGAGUUCACAAGAAAAUCCUCCACUGCAUAACAGAAAAAUCUCGUCAUGUAUAGCACCUAUUUCUCACUAGUUACUUCUCCUAACAUGCUUUAAAGCCGGUGCAUGUGCCUUUAUUAUUGAAUAUUCUCUACUUAGGGAAUCAAGGAAAAUUCAUACAUUGCAAGCCAAGGUGAGCACGGUGUUCCGGUAGUCAGUGUUUUACUACAUGCCGUUUGUACAGUGUAAAAGACCGUACAGUAUAUAUAUAUAUAUAUAUAUAUAUAUAUAUAUAUAUAUAUAUAUAUAUAUAUAUAUAUAUAUAUAUAUAUAUAUAUAUAUAUAUAUAUAUAUAUAUAUAUAUAUAUAUAUAUAUAUAUAUAUAUAUAUAUAUAGACUGCAGUUGUUUCCAGUAAAUUUGAACAAAGAUCUUUUUCAUAUUCCUCAUUUUGAAAGGUCCGACCAUAAAUACUUUGAAUGACAUGUGGCGAAUGGUUUGGGAACAAAGCAGUUAUUCCAUUGUGAUGGUGACUUCCCUUGUUGAGCUUUUCAAGGUAAGCAUGUUUUCACUGCUCUUUCUCUGCUUGGCAACUGUAAAAUGUAUUGUAAACAACUAUAUCUGUUCGUUUUAGCCUAAAUGUGAGAAAUAUUGGCCCGACAAAGGAAACGUAAAGUAUGGAGAUAUUGAAGUAACUUUGAAGGAUACUGAAGAGUUUGCUUAUUAUGUCAUACACACCUUGCAAAUUAAAAAGGUAGAAAAAUGCAAAAUUGUUUUAUUCUGGCAGAGUAACCAAAGACAGUUUUGAAAAGCAGUAAAAUAAUAAUGUAACAGAAUUUUUAAAUUUCGUUGGCUUGAAACGAUUCUUUACUCAAUAUUCUACCAUUACAUCCCUUUUUGUUUUCUAUACAAUCGGACGUGAAUUGGUGUAUUCCACCUUCACAAAGGAAAUCAGCCGUUGUUGCGGCACACCCAGGAAACUGCUGUAUCCAUCUGUAUUAACAAUAAUGAAAUUCGGAAUGAAGUGGACCACUUGGGAGUUUGAUUUGUUUAUUCCUUAGCCAAUGAAUGAGGGAGGUCAUUAUUACCAAUAUAAAGAUAAUGUGUGUCAAAUCAGUGAAUAAUUAACUACCUCUGUUUCAAUGACGCUGUUUAGGAUGGAGAAGAGCGUGAAGUGCGACAUUACUACUUUCAAUCUUGGCCUGAUCACGGUGUCCCUAAAUAUCCCACUGAACUCCUGGCUUUCAGAAGACAUUUCAGAACACAUCACAUGGAACAGUUUGGACCAAUCGUUGUGCACUGCAGGUCAGAUUCUGAUAUACAAUUUCUUCCCAUUUAUGCAUCAAGAAGUUUUUUUUUACAUUUCACUGUUAGCAAGACUGAAAGGCCCAAACAUUACCUUACUUUGUUAUAAAAAAUAAGAAGAAUGCACGUAUAUGAGCUACAAAUAAUGCCUCGUCAGAUUAUGUACGGUGUUUUCACUUCUGAGGUCGUGGGUUUGAUCCUCACUGCGGACUCACGACACUUAGGGUAAGUAUUCCAGUUUCCUCCUACAUGGAAUGUUGACAGGGUCGGUUGGAAUAUACCCCCAAACUAACCUUCCAUUGUCACUGUGCUCUAUGAUCAAAUCUGAGUCAUAAAGUGGCAGCCAGGGGCGCCCUUAUAGUGAGCCUUUGACUCGGUCAAGUUGCUCUCCGUCAUUCAGCUUAACUCUCAGCUGGAAAUAUAGAUGAUUAGCACACCUCAACUUACCUUAUAAUCUAAAGGACAAAUGCAUGGCUGAGAUUAAUUAACAUAUAUUACGGCAAAUGUAGUACCUAGGCAAACUAAGUGACUAUCAUCGUAAUUUAUGAUUCUAUCUAUUAAUAUUCUAGUGCUGGUGUUGGCAGAACUGGCGUCUUCCUUGCUGUAGAUACGAUCCUUGAUAAACUUGAGAAAGGUGUCAUCAAUUCUAUCGAUGUUUUUGGACAAGUGUGUGAAAUGAGAGAGCGACGAAUGAAUAUGGUGCAAACUUUGGUAUGAAUAUUUAACUUUUUCACCAACGUUCUUAUACACCCUAUAUUUAGGCAAAGUAAGAAACAUUGUUCUGUGAACAUUUUCUUGACCAUGUUUCCUGAAGGUGGUUAAACCCGGGAACAUUGUUACUUGGCCAUGUUUCCUGAAGGUGGAUAAAUCAGGAAACCUUGUUUCGGUAUUUUUGAAAUCUUUAAAAAUGCUUAAAUUUAACUAUUCUUUUAAUUUUUGAUUGUUCAACUAACUUGCGUAUUUCAAUUUCAGGAGCAAUAUAUAUUUGUCCACGAAGCCAUUUUGGAAACCAUCCUUUGUGGCAUGAACGAAGUGGAUUCCACUGAAGUCCAGAGAGAAUUUGAAACCCUCAGGGAGAUUAAAGACAAUGGUAUGACUGGAUUUCAAGAGAAGUUUAAGGUUGGCGAUUAUUCAGUAUUUUAUGCCGCCCAUUAAUUUAUGCAUCUCAUUCUCGACCAAGCUCUUACUAGGUAUGGCUAUCAGCCAAAUUAAGUAUAACUUUUUAUCAUCUUAGAGGUUGGGUGAGAUCUCACCAAAACUUUCUCCUGAUGCAUGUACUGCAGCCUUAUUGAAGGGAAAUUACGACAAGAAUCGUGAUGAAGAUAUCUACCCAGGUAUUUUCACAUUAUCCGCUACAAAUGUUGACAAAAACCUUUCAUUCCUUGCUGUUUCUCAAAAAAAUGUUUGGCUUUUUUCAACUAUUUUUUCAUCUUAGCCGAGGGCAAUCGUGUUCCUCUUCAAUACGUCGAUGGAGUGGUAGAUUCAGACUAUAUCAACGCUGUGUUUGUUGACGUACGUAUUGGACACUGAUUCUUUCAAUCAUUUUGUGAAGAUUUUCCACUGCAGCAUGUGCAGUAAAUAGGUUUUCCAUAGGGUUCGCCAAACCAAAACAACACCGGCAGUAACUCACUAACUAACGUUUUUAUAUUGAAUAACUCCAACAGUUUUAAAAUGUUCUCCCAAAAUGCCCAUUGAAGGCAUCACAUGUGAUCCAUUCUUAAAGGGAAAUGGCAAUAUAUUUUUUUAUUUUCUCGUUUCAAAGAACAUUUAAAACCAUAUAUAAAUCUCUUUUACCGUUUUUUCAUAUCUUGCUUACUUCUACAAAUAUUUUAAUCGAAAGAAAUGAAAUGUCCGCCAUCUUGUAUUUUUGUAGAUAUGCAUGUUACGUCACAACAGGGGUCACGCAAUAUUUUUAUCUAGACAACCACUAAUGCACCCGAAAUUAUACUCUGUAUGCUCUUGGAAAUAUCAAUAUAACUUGAAACGUAUAAAACAUCUACCAAUCAAUAUUUGGUCAGUAACGAAUACUUUUAUAUGGUUAAUCCCUGUUGUGACGUCACCGAAACUACCAUUAAUGAGAUCAAAAUUAUAUCCAAGAUGGCUGACAUCUCAUUACUUCAAGUGAAAAUAUUUCAAGAACUAAGCAAGAUAUGAAGAAUCGGUAAAAGAAGUUAUUAAAUAGUUUCAAAAGUUCUUUCAAAUGAGAAAACAAAAAAUAUAUUGCCAUUUCCCUUUAAUACAGGAGGAAACCGGAAUAGCCGGAGAAAUUAAACAUAUACACUUCUUUGUAUAAUCGUGCAAGAACGAAGCACUCUUUCUAUUACGUUUACUAGUUCUGUUUUAGCUCCAAUCCAUAAUUUACACCAACGGUUUUCUUCCAUUUAAGGGCCACCUUGAAAGGAACUACUUCAUCGCCACACAAAGUCCUCUGCCAAAUACAAUCAACGACUUUUGGCGAAUGGUUCAUUCGCAAAAAUCAUCCACUGUUGUUUUGUUGAAUUGUGUUGAAGAUGGAACGGUAUGCUAAAAAUACCAUGCUCGUACAUAUACCGCGAUAUCUGGAACAGUUAUGAGAAUAUAGAACAAAAUCCGAAAAAUUAAAAAUCUUGAAGACUAAUAAAGAUAUCCAAACAAGGAAAAUUUUUUAAAAUAUUUUCACCCUGUUACAGAAUCAUCAUCAUCGCGUUUUCCACAUAAUUAUCUAUAGCUGCUUAUAUUGGCUUGAAUUUGUCAUUAUUUAGGAAGGCUUUCUCUUUGCCAUUUUCCAUAGAGUUUGUAAUGUUUCAAACUGAGGAAUUUCGGAUUCAAGCAGUUCUCAUUUCAAUUCAUAUGAAUCAAUUAAUCGAAGUUUAGUUGUUGUAAAACUGCGAACACCGAAAUCAGUGGCUAUAAACUACCCAAGGUUUCGAUGUACCUUAUAGUUAUAGCCACGAUGCUACAAACUACCUCGGAUUUUGGCAUACCAUGUACUACGGUUUGUGGCUAAUGGCUAUAAGAAAUGCCGGAUUUCACCGGGCAUAUAUCUUAUAGCCACAGUUUGUUUCGAUCCACUGUGUGAUAUAUAGGUUCGAAAUAUAACCAUUUAAAUUUACGGUUUGUUUUAGUCUAUUCCUUGGGCUUUUUGGAUGUUUUCAGUUUUCGUAUUUUGUUUUGUUUUUCUUCAAUUGUCGGCUCGCUCUGGCUUCUAAGCAUACUCAAUUAAUCUCAGAAAUCAAUAUCCAAGAUUCUCUUUCGCUCUAUAAAUGACGUACUUUUCCAUUUGGUAUACUUGCUGUAGCCGUUCCCGAGAUUCUGGCCGAUCAACAGAGGAGAACCAACACAGUACGAUAGCUUGACAGUUCAGUUGGACUCCGAAAAAGAAUCCGAUGGAAUAUGGACUAGAAAAUUUAUCUUGGCACCGUAUCCAGUAUGUGUACUUUCAAUGAUUAUGCUUGUAUAGUGGUUUAAGUCAGAACUAACUGUGCAAGAGUUUUUUUAACUAGAUUGAAAUUUCGAGUUAAUAUUAUGUACAUAUUUUGACAUGACCAGGGGCAGCUGCAAAUAUGCAACUAGGGUCCUUGGCAGGAAUUGAAGCUAGGGCCCUGCAAUUCCAGUGCAGCGCUGAGAGCCCUAAUCAGCUGAGCAAAAGAGUCCAGUUUACAAGCAUUAACCCCAAGGCCAUUACUAUUAUUGCUCGUCAACUGGACUUAAUUGUACUGAAAUCUCAGGACUUCAGGUUCGAUUCCUGGCAUGAAGGCGUAUAAUUGAGUACAUAUAUGGGUCAUCUUAAUGAAUUAAUAAGAGGAAGCAUUUGCAGAUAAUAUUAACCUUUAUCCAAAACCAUACUUUAAUCCCAAUUAUAACCAAAUCCCCAACAGUAAUCCUAACGCUAACUAAACAGGUCAUAAAACUAAAUAAUUUCAAUUCAGGAUUUAUCUGACGGUCAAGUUGUUAACAUUUUCCACUACACGAACUGGCCGGACCACUACGUACCAUCCGACGCAGAUGCCAUCAUCACGCUGACGUCAUUGGUUGAGAAUUCAAGAAAGAAUUACGGUCAACGACCAAUCAUUGUGGCAUGCAGGUACAUUUUAAUAUAUUCUUAUGUAUUCUCCUGCGUUACUAGCUCGAAUUACACGAGUGUCGGUUGCUUUCAUUAAGCGAUCUUGGACAGUAUAUGCUGACGGUGAUCACUUCAAAACCGUUUUCACUUGUACAAGAAAGAAAAUUAGUCAAUCGGUGUCUUUCGUCAUGCUACAGUUAAGUUGCACAUGAUGUGCAACCAUCCCAUGGGAUGUUUUAUGUUUUAUGUUUUAAAACAUAAAACAUCCCAUGAGAUUGGUCGCACAUCAUGUGCAACUGAACUGUAGCAUGACGAAAGCCACCGAUUGACUUGGAUUCAAAGGACAAAGAGAUUUUCGCUAUGUUGGAUGAUAUUUGCAUUGCAAACAAGCGAAAUCCUUUGCCAAUGUCAUCCAACAUGGCAACGGUGACGAAACUUGCACACCACCUAUACCUGAAAAUAUAUAAGCAGAACUUCGACGUUUCGAAGUCACAAAAGAAUCUCGUCAGAAUCUCAUUACUUGCCCUCCAUCUGAAUUUUCAAUUCAAUUCAAUUCAAUGGACCUUACCGAUUAUUCUCUUUUUCCCAAUGGCCUCGUUUCCAUGUUAACUUAUUUUAGCCAGUUAGGGGCAGAUAAAGAUUAUAUUCCCAUAUUUUCCUGGAUGAAUUUGUCUCUUGCUGUUCUUAGGCUCAAAAACAAAGUAAUUUUCAACCCUACUAAGCACAAAACAUAAGUAAGUAUGUACAUGAAAACGAGGCCAUUGGGUAAAAUAGUAUUAGUGGUAUGGUCUAUUUGUGUUAAAAUCUUGUAGGAUUGCUUGAAAGCUACAUUUAGACAAUUUUAUCAUUCGGCUACCAAAACUAGAGGAUUACAUUUCUUGAAAAGAAUUAACAUUCAUUUCUCGUAUAUAGGCUAUAAUUAAAAAAAUAACAUUAUUUUCCUAUAUUAAUUUCUUACUGUAUGCAUGCGAUAACUGCACGCGAAGUGAAGCCCAUCCAUCACAACACUAAUCGAAUUUUAUCGUAAUUUAUUGAAAUAAAUGGCAAAUAAUAAGCUUCUGUUUGAGAAGUCUUUGGAAAUACAUUGAGUCAACAAAUAUUUUCUACUUUCUUUUUUAAUUUCCUCCUGUAUAGAAUAUUGAAAUAUCUGUGCAUUUAAUAGCUCAUUAUGUUAUUGUUCAGACGAAAUGUAGAAUCUUUUUACUGAUACAUUUCAGUGAUGGAGCUGGACGUACAGGAACGUACAUUGCCAUUUCAAACCUUCUUGAACGAAUGAAAAUUGAACAUGCAAUGGAUGUCUUCCAAGCAAUAAAAAUCAUCAGAGGAAUACGACCUCAAUUUGUGGAAAAUGCCGUAAGUAUUUAUGGAACUUCCUCAUAUCUGUGAAUGAAAUGAACUGCAUGAGAAAAUGAACCAUAAAACAAUUAAAUUGUUUUCUUCUAUAGAAACAGUACGAGUUCUGUUACACUGCCAUAAUGGCGUUCCUGGAUGGCUUCAGUGACUACGCAAAUUUCGAGUAAUUAACAAAUUAUGUCCAAUAUACAGCGCGUGUCCAAAAAGAAAAUGAAAGCUGUGUUCCAAAUUUUGACUCAGAAAAUUAUUAUAUAUGCAUGCAUUGAAUAUUCAAUCUAUAAGAGAUGAAUUUUGACUUUUUGAAGUGUAAGCUGGCUCAUCAAACUUAUUGACACAACUGCAUGAUUUCAAUGGUCUACUGGGUGAAUCAGAUUUUAUUUUAAACAUUCAUAACAUUGCCAUUGGUUCUACUAGGCCUGUAGACCAAUUUUAAUAAUCAUACUGUCAAAAGUUCAGCUGUGUAAAAUCUGGAACACUGGAUGCUACUGCAUUUUUCUCUUUUUUUUGGGGGGGGAGGGGGCACACUCUAUAUGAUCAUAAAUUUCAGGUGAAAAAAUAGCUUAUAAUUGCAUAAUAUACAUAAUAUAAACCGGUCAUACAUAUUUUGAUAGUUUUAGAAACUUAAUUUUGUUCAUAUAUUGCGAUAGAUUUGCAGGUACAUGGACGAACAAUACGAGUACUAUAAAUGUAUUUUCAAAAGCGCGUUGAAAAGAUUAAAAUUGACUUGGAUGGGUAGGAAUAACAUACGUUUCAAAAUGAAGAAAUAAUGUGAUCGUAAUUGUUGGAUUUUAGGUCAUUUGAAGCAUAUCUAAUUUCUAUAACAUGUAAUAAUAAUAAUGGUAAUGAUUUAUUCAGACUGGAUCUAAAAAGGGGACUCCUUUUUGUAAUUAUAUGGGAACCAUGGAACCAUACUACUAUAUUCACAACAACAUCAUGUAGUUCUGUGUGAAAUAUAAGAAUUGAGGAAAUUCAAAUCUACAGUAAAAUCUAAUAGAUAUAAAGCAAUAGGUAAAUAAAUAUAUAUGUUCUUA
Molecule: messenger RNA, 12577 nt
Organism: Paramuricea clavata
Lineage: Eukaryota; Metazoa; Cnidaria; Anthozoa; Malacalcyonacea; Plexauridae
Source: the annotation of a GenBank genome assembly